AUGAAUUUGAAUCAUCCAACUACUUAAAUUAGGUACUAAAAUGUACGACUACUAUAAAUUACUCCAGCAUUUUUUGAAUAUUCAGCUAUUUAAAAAUCAAAUAAGAGAGAAGUAAUAUUAAAAAUACAAAAUUCUAUCAAUUCUAAUGUUUUGUAAGAAGAAACUGCAAAAUUGAUAUAAGUAUAGGAUAUAGAAGGCAUACCCGAAGUAGUAGAUUAUGGUAAUAAUAAUGAUUAAAGGUAUUUUUGUAUUUAAGCAUAGAUAUUUUUUGGCUACUUAAACUUUAGGUCCUUCCUUCAGUUAGAUUAUGUAAACAAAUGGUUAAAUGCCUUUAAAAAAUGUGUUAUUGAUUGGUCUUUAAUUAAUAACACUUAUAUAGAAAAUUCAUGAAAAGAAUUUUAUAUUGAGUAAUAUAGUGCCAUGCAAUUUCUGUAUGGGAUCAGAUAUAGAAGAUAAAAUAAUAUAUUUAAAAGACCUAACAACUUUAUAAAGCAAGAAUGACAAUAAAAAAGUUGUAAAGUUUCCAAUUAAAGAAUAUACUUUUCUAAGUCCAGUACUUAAUAUUGAUAAAGGACCUAGUUAGAUUGACGAUCUAUAUAGUUUGGCAUAUUUGUUAAUAUAUCUAAAUAAUGGUAAUCGAAAAUAAUUAUCAUUAAUAGCAAUAUUACCUUGGCAAUAAUUUAAUUAAAUAAUUAAUGAGAAAUAAUUUUAAGAAUUGUAAAAUCAUAAAUUAAAAAUUAUAUUUGAUUAGUAAUUUUUGGAUUAACAAACAUCAAUUUUUAGAGAAUGGUUUAAAUAUUUAAGCACUUUAAAAUCAAGCUAACAUCUAAAUUAUAAUUAUUUAAAAAAUAUUCUAAUUUCUAAAAUUUAUGAAAAUGGAUGGAAACUUAAUGAUUAAAUUGAAUAUAAGAAUGAAAUAAUGAGUUAAAGUUCUAAAUCUAUUGUGUCUAUAAAAAGCAGAAGCAGAGGUACCUCUAUAACGAAAACUCCUAAUUAACGAAUGAUUGAGACUUUAAGUCCUAUAUUGGAAGUUGACAAAGAAUUUGAGUUAGCCCAGUCAGCUUAAAAGCAAAGUGAGGAAUUUCCAAUCUUUUAGUAGUUUUAAAACUUAAAAAAUUUCAUGGAAGAUUAAUAAUAGACUGAAAAUAAUUUAAGUUCUUCUUCUAUUGAAUAAAAUGAAUGUCAGAUAUGGAAGAAAAUGGAGAUACUAGAUAAGAUGUCAAAACCAAUGUAGAUGAUGAAUAAAUUUGUAAAAAAAUGA
Paramecium pentaurelia is the source of this 1261-nucleotide messenger RNA. NCBI's taxonomy places the organism in Eukaryota, Ciliophora, Oligohymenophorea, Peniculida, Parameciidae. The record is from the annotation of a GenBank genome assembly.